AUGGACAUCAUGGCACACCAGCGGAGAUUGGCAGACGAAAAGGCGAGGAGCGAAAAGUUCUCGACCACGGCAGGAUUCGAACCUGCAAUCUUCUGCUCCGUAGGCAGACGCGUUAUCCAUUGCGCCACGCGGCCUACUGUGGAUGGAUAUCAUGGCACACCAGCGGUGAUUGGCAGACGAAAAGGCGUGGAGCGAAAAGUUCUCGACCACGGCAGGAUUCGAACCUGCAAUCUUCUGCUCCGUAGGCAGACGCGUUAUCCAUUGCGCCACGCGGCCUACUGUGGAUGGAUAUCGUGGCACACCAACGGUGAUUGGCAGACGAAAAGGCGAGGAGCGAAAAGUUCUCGACCACGGCAGGAUUCGAACCUGCAAUCUUCUGCUCCGUAG
This is a messenger RNA of Necator americanus (New World hookworm), 387 nucleotides long. RefSeq lists its product as uncharacterized. The coding region runs from base 1 to 387 and encodes 128 amino acids. The record is from RefSeq and is a predicted model, not a curated record. The transcript has a single exon. Lineage: Eukaryota; Metazoa; Nematoda; Chromadorea; Rhabditida; Ancylostomatidae.